This is a messenger RNA of Podospora pseudopauciseta, 1835 nucleotides long. RefSeq lists its product as uncharacterized. The transcript has 2 exons. NCBI's taxonomy places the organism in Eukaryota, Fungi, Ascomycota, Sordariomycetes, Sordariales, Podosporaceae. Bases 1 to 1413 code for a protein of 470 amino acids. The record is from RefSeq and is a predicted model, not a curated record.
AUGCUGUUUAUCCGUGAGCAGCUUGUCGUUGAGCGGACCAAUGGCAAGUUCACCUCGAAACCGCAUUCCCACAAGAGACCAAACCAGUCGGUAAACACCUUGAAGCUCGACAAGAUGCUGUUUGUGGGAUUCUGGAUGAUGGCCACGGCCUCAGCCGUCGUUAUACUUCCAGGGGGAGAACCAAAGCCCUACACAAGCCAGUAUCCGAUCUUGGCAACAACAGAAGACGCCUACUUUCGUGAAUCCGCCCCCAAUGAACUUCGGAGCGUCAACAACACCAUCAAGGUGAUUCUGAGCUCACACUCGACCACCAACAUAUCCAAUGAUUCCGGGCUGUAUCCUUCUGGUGACUCUUUCAUUCGCGGCGCAAUACAGGCGUGGGGUGAGCAUUUGCACCUGGUCGUGCGCCCCGAAGAGGUUUGGUUCACCAUUUUGGUGCAGAUGAACUUUUAUAUGACAUCUCAUGCCGAGGAAGUUCGAGAGCUAUUCGUCAAUCACCAAGGACAACGGGAGAUUCUCGUCGAGGAUCUCACAUGGUACCGCAUUUUAAGCCGUUUCAGAACAGAAAUUCAAGCGAGAGUCAAAACCGAUUGGUUGAUGGACUGGAUCAUGCCCAACUUCUCAACAACAACCGAGAGCGACGUCAUGACGGCCAAUAUCCUAAUGAUGGGUCUGACCAAAGCCUACUUCAAAUACAUUGGAAAGCCUGUCUGUGGUCUACCAUCGGUUACGCUGCUCGGCGAGCUUUCAGACUGGCAGAAGAUCCUAGCAAAGCUCGACCGUCUGCCUGACUUUGGCCCGGAGCCAGAAGAAUACAAGGCCAGACUCCGUCCUAUUCUUUCGAGAUUUGUCACAAGCUUCGAACAGCCCGAUUCACCCGCCACGCAAGAGUUUUGGAACCAAAUUGUGACAGGAAGAGCGGGCAAAGUGUGCGGAUCACCGCCAGUAUUUCUCUCUGGAUGGAUCACGGGCUUCUUUUUCUGGAACGAGAACGGCCAGGCUUUCGCGCGUCAAAAAGGCGACAUGUUGACACUUGAUGGCAUCUCCUAUCCCGUUCUUGACCUCGAAUUUGCACCAGUGGGAUACGCAAGAGCCCCAUUUGUGAUGCGGAACUACCAAGGUCAAGGGGACUUCCCUGCAUACGUCGCGGCUGGCAAUCUAGGGAAGCAGGUCACAGCCGGUCCCCCGGCCGGGUACAAGGAGGCGUUGCUGAGGACUGGUGGCAAUGUUAGCCUUGCCGACGACAAGGCUAGGCAUGCGACUCUGAGGCCCUUGAGUGCAUGGAUGCUGUACGGCCCCCUCAGUCAUGAGCCCCGAUCAGGUUGGUUCAAGGAGGAUGAGUUGAUGGAUAUUCAGAUGAGUGUCAAAAAGUACAUGACUGGAGACACGUGUGGUUUGCUGGCCGCUCCUUGAUGUCAGUUAUUGUUAGUUUUCACAGCCCCAAAACAGUGUGGCUCUUUAUCCUGCACUGGCUUGAAACUGCCUCAUCCCAUGUCUGCCUUGAACUCAUGGUGCUGAGGACCCGCUCAUACAUUAUAUUGGCCAUCCUGAAACAUGAACGUAUAUUUGGGGCUUCUGCUGGGUCAGCUUCCAAUUCCGAGGCCUCUUGAUAUCUUUACUCGCUACCAUACUCUGGGACUACUCCUUACGGCAAAGUUCAAAGCAAAACUGUGCCACAGUUCUAGCCAAGUCAUUCGACAACCUGCGACCAUCACAGUCAGUGCACAUCUAGGCGCUCAUGGCCCCUGCUUUGUCAGAGGCUUGCAGUGUCCCCAACUAUUGAAUCCUUUGAUCCUUCGCCAUUAGCCGUGCAAAAAAGGUAUAGCUACUUCGCC